UCUAUUUCAUCAUGACAGGCUCAGUAAUUGUGCGGGUUCUUGAAGAAGGAAGCGACAACCCACGAACGGUGGUCUAUCUCAACAGAGGAGAGACAUUUGGGGAGUUAGGUUUGGUGAAUCGAGAGCGGAGGAAAUCCACAGUCAUAAGCAGAGACAAAGUCGAGCUGCUGUGCAUUGCCGAUGCUGAUUACACAAGAAUUUUCAUGGCUGGCGGGCUUCAAACGCUUCUGGACCCCAACCAAAGUGACUUUGUUCGAAAUCUGAAAUUUCUUGAGGGAUGGCCGAUACAUCUUCUCGCUGAAAAUCCAAAGAAAUGUGUCUUUUCAUAUUUCAAGAGAGGAGACGUUUUGGUGAAGAACAGCAAGAAAUCAGACUGGAUUCUUAUGGUGAAAUCGGGAAGUUGCUCAGUAAUGAAGCUCUUGCACAAGAAGAAAACGAAGGAGCAGAAAAAGAGGAAAGAGAGUAAAACAGGGGCUCCGGACUUAACCACGGAGGGGAAGCGCCUAUCAAUCCGCGAAGGCACCCUGGAAAACUACCAACAGCGCAAAACCAGAGAUGAGUUAGAACAUUUUCUUAAAGAUCUGAAUAUUCACGAGGAAGAACCGGAUAAUCACGAACAUCCAAGUGCGUCAAACGUCACCGCACAAAACGAAGCGAAAGAACAGGUUGCACAAAUUAACAGUGAAGAAACAAACAAUGACGUCAAGAGAGUCUACGGGAGGCGUCCAGAUCGGCCCGUGUUUCCAUCACAGCACUUAAAUGUUCAUUUAUCAAGGCUUCCAUCGUACGUGGCUACAUCAGGCCAACGAGUGAUCAAUGAGAAUCAACAGACACAAGAUUCCCAACAAGAGAAAAGACAUCCAGAGCAAGUGGGACAAAGAAAGACAGUGGCAACCGAAAUUGUUGACGAAAUCGUAACGAAAGAGGAUGACGGCUUUGAACAAAUAUGGGUCAGAGUUCAAACACUGACCAAGGGGUCAUACUUUGGACUCUCCGAUAUGCUUUUCGAUGCUCAGCCAAGUUUCUCCGUAGUAAGUAAUGGAGCAGAAUGUAUCCUUAUGUCCAAGAAGUUCUAUCGGGAACAUGCAACUCCCAAGAUGCUGACACGGUUACGGAGAGAGGAGCAGAGCUACCCUGACGAUCAGGAACUGCAGAGAAAGUUAGAAAACAAAUUACAGUGGGAGUCGUUUAAAAAGACGCAUCUGUUCACAUCGCUAAAACAAAGCAAGAAACGAAUCAAUCUGCAACGAUGACAAUGUCCAGGACGCGAAAUAACAGGAAGGGGUUUUGGUCGAAAGGACCGACUAAAUCAAAUUGAAAAUCGAAUUGGAUUCAGCACUGUCGACAUAUAGCUUAGCGUUACUACCAUUUGGGGGCACUUUGUACUUAUUUAGCAUUUGGGAUAUAUGUUAAUUUUAAGUGAUGCAGAACUGAUGCGUGAAAGGAUAGUUUUAUGAAUAACUACUCUCAAACGAAGUUAUAAAGGAAAACUUAUCAUCAACUGCAUCAACUUGUUUUGUUUGCGAGUUGAGCUCAAAAUAAAGUUUCAUUC
Messenger RNA from Acanthaster planci (crown-of-thorns starfish), 1552 nucleotides. RefSeq lists its product as uncharacterized. NCBI's taxonomy places the organism in Eukaryota, Metazoa, Echinodermata, Asteroidea, Valvatida, Acanthasteridae. The record is from RefSeq and is a predicted model, not a curated record.